Molecule: messenger RNA, 3737 nt
Organism: Bombyx mori (domestic silkworm)
Lineage: Eukaryota; Metazoa; Arthropoda; Insecta; Lepidoptera; Bombycidae
Gene: eRF3
Product: Ef1alpha-like factor
Biological process (GO): translational termination; translation; nuclear-transcribed mRNA catabolic process, deadenylation-dependent decay
Cellular component (GO): translation release factor complex
Molecular function (GO): GTPase activity; translation release factor activity; GTP binding
Source: RefSeq, marked provisional
UAGUGGGAACAGAAUCUAAAUAAUUUUAAUUAACCGGGAAAGAAGACCAAAUUAUUUAUUUUACGCUCUGCAACUAUAAUGUCCAAUAACGGUGCUCCGGAUUCAUGGGAAAAUGAAGCGGAAAUAAUAGGUGAAAAAGGUGCAAAGGAUUCUAAUGAUGUGUCUUCAAAAAUUUCCACGUUGAAUGUAAAUGCCAUGGAAUUCGUGCCUUCUUUUUCUAAGCCUUCUCAGGCUAGCGAUAGUACCGAUUCCCCUACCUCCCCCCAGAAAUCAGAAAGCGGUUCUUCGAAUUCAGCCGGGAGUCCCGUCUUAAACGGAUGUGGCGAUGGAGGCGGAGAAAGCAGUGAUGGUGGUGCAGCAUCUGCUUCUCCACGUGUUGAAGAACCACCACCUACUACUGCAUCUGUCCCGCCCGAUGUCUCGCCCACUGCAGACAGCUGGGAAGUUGAGGCUGAUGAUGCACUACUCACACCUGAAGAAAACAAUGAACCGGAAGAAGAAGAAUUGGAUACACAAGUAGGAAACACAAAUCCUAACGAGGAUGGUGAAUUAACAAAAAAGAUUCCAAAGAAAAAACCACCACGAGUAGAAGAUACACGAAGCAAAAAAGAACAUGUAAAUGUAGUAUUUAUAGGACAUGUAGAUGCAGGAAAGUCGACUAUUGGUGGUCAAAUAAUGUCACUCACUGGAAUGGUCGACAAAAGAACAUUAGAAAAAUAUGAAAGAGAAGCGAGAGAGAAAUCAAGAGAAUCAUGGUACUUAUCAUGGGCACUGGACACAAAUCAAGAAGAACGAGACAAAGGCAAAACAGUAGAAGUUGGAAGAGCUUAUUUUGAGACUGAAAAGAAGCAUUUUACAAUUCUUGAUGCCCCUGGACACAAAAGUUUUGUUCCAAACAUGAUUGGUGGGGCUGCUCAAGCUGACCUCGCUGUAUUGGUCAUUUCUGCACGUAAAGGCGAAUUCGAAACGGGUUUCGACAGAGGAGGACAAACUCGUGAACAUGCGAUGUUAGCUAAAACAGCUGGAGUGAAACAUUUGGUAGCACUUGUAAACAAGAUGGAUGAUCCAACAGUUAACUGGGAUGAGAAAAGAUAUAAUGAAUGUCGAGACAAAAUUUUGCCUUAUCUUAAGAAAUUGGGUUUCAAUACAGCGAAAGACCUAUCCUUCCUUCCUGUUUCCGGCCAAACUGGACAAGGUUUAUUAGAACGACUAACUGAAGAUGUAUGCCCAUGGUACCGUGGACCAUCUUUUAUCCAACUCAUCGACGAGCUUCCGUCUCUAAACCGUAAGAUCGAUGGUCCAUUUAUUAUGCCUGUUGUUGAUAAAUAUAAGGACAUGGGAACGGUCCUCAUGGGCAAGGUGGAAGCGGGAACUACACGUAAAUCCAGUACAUUAUUUCUGAUGCCAAACAGGGUGCAAGUAACAGUUGAUCAACUUUGGUCCGAUGACAUUGAGGUAACCUCUAUUGGGCCUGGUGAAAAUGUCAAAGUAAAACUUAAAGGAAUUGAAGAAGAAGAUGUAUCUCCUGGUUUUGUUCUUUGCGACGUAACCGAACCGAUUACGACAGGAAGAGUUUUCGAUGCCCAAGUUGUGAUUCUAGAACACAAAUCCAUCAUUUGUGCUGGUUACUCUGCUGUUAUGCACAUACACUGUGCUGCUGAAGAAAUUACUGUUAAGGCUUUGAUUUGUUUGGUUGACAAAAAGACUGGAGAGAAGUCGAAAACGAGACCACGCUUUGUGAAACAAGAUCAGGUUGCUAUUAUGAGGAUAGAAUGUGCAGGAGUUAUAUGCUUAGAACCAUUCAAAAAAUUUGCUCAAAUGGGCAGGUUCACAUUAAGAGACGAAAAUAAAACCAUUGCGAUCGGAAAAGUUUUGAAGGUGAUUGAGUAAAUCGGCACUACAUUGUAAUUUAGCUAGGUUAGGCCUUUUGAGAACCUAUUAAUAUUUGCAAAGUGCAUGUAAAAUGUAUUCCAGGGUCUCAAAAUCCUGAAAAAGCUCGAGUACAGCUUGUUAUAUUAUUUUUCAUAGGAAACAAUAUAUUUUCUGCAUAUUUAGUUGUCUAUUAUUAUUAUAUUCAGUUAGAUCGUUUCAAAUAUUUCUUAUUACAUGUUGUUGAUAGUAACUUGUAAAAGUUUCAAUUAACAACAUAUGUAAAAUUACAAACAUUCUCAAUAAACUUUACACAACUGUGAAAUAAAUGUUUUUUGUUUUUUGAUAAAUUUAUACUCAAAAGUUAAAGGUUUAUAUAAAAAGGUACUAACUAACACUACAAAAUAAAACAAAAAAAGCUAAAUUAUUGGAGUUGUAAUGUCAUUGUAGUUGUCGAUGGUGAGACUCUCACUCUUCAUGCUGGAGUGAUCUCUAAUAAGUAACAAAUUGAUGCCAUCUAGAAAUUGGUCACUCUAAUCUUAUUAGUCUAAUUGAUACUUAUAUAAGUAUAUGAUUGAUAGUAAUUACGAUAUAUUUUUACAUAAUAAUAUCAGUUAAUUAUAUAGUGCUGUUUAUUUUUUAAAUAUUCUUUAUAUUACAUACUUUUAUUCCCGCUUAUUACUUUAAUUUGCGUUCAAUUUCACUUAAAUACAUAUUGAAGUUGUAGUUUCUUUAUAUACACUGCAAUGUGUACUUGUUAUGUUGAAUUAUAUAUUUUGCAAUAUUUUAUUGUGGUAGAUUUAUAGUUUUUACAUUUUAAGAUUCUGAUUGAAACUAAAAUUCAGUUAAUCAUCUUAAUCACAAAAAGAAAAGGAAUAUAAGGUUUGUUUAAUUAAAUUCAUUCUUAUUUGGUCACUUGUAUUUUAGAAUUAUAACUUGGUUGGAGUAGAAUUUGGUAAUUAAGUUGUGUAAAAAUAUUGAAAUGCCUUGUUGAUCGUAAUUUACACAUAGUACUUAUAUCACUGAAAAUAAACACGGCGGUGCGCAUUAAUAUUAAUUCCACCACAAGAUAUUAACCAUGUUUAUUAUGAAUUUUAUAAAUUGUCAGCUUUUAACAAUACAAUAAAAUUUAUACAUUAUAAAGUUAUUGUAUAUGAUUUUAUUUAUUUAUUUAAAUGAGCGGAAGAGCAGUGAGGUGUGCAUAUCUCGUUACAGUUUCCUUAUGAUUAAAUUUAUUUAAAAUCCUUGUUAAUGAUUGGAAAUUGGGCCCAGAGAUCUGCACCUCUCCACGUCACGCAUUAUGGCGUCUGUCAGAAUGUCUUAAUGUAGGUUGGAAUUCGAUUCGGCUUAAAAUAAUUUUUUGCACAUUGUUUGAUUUUAUCCUAGCGCUUCUCAUUGCGAUUUAGUAUAAAAUAAAAUUGAAAAUUACACCACAAAUCCUAAAGAUUAAUUUUCGCGUAUAAAUCUGUAUCACGAAUUGUCAUAGAACAACAAACUGGGGCUAGCAGUUUUUUUUGUACCUAAAUAUUCUCGCUAGAUUCUAAGAUUUAUUCGACUGGAGAUUGGUGUCGAAAAGUUUUUAUAUGGGGAAAACAAAUAAAAAUCGCGAAACAGUUAAAUCACCUGAAUAUUGCAAUCAAAAUAUUAAAAAAAAAAGUUCGCCUUAAAUACUAUUAUUUAUAUUUUACAAGCUUAUUGGCGCAUAUUUCGUCUAUUGUCGUUCGUCGUUGUUAAUGGCCAAGGUUACAGACAGUGUUAUCUGUAGGGAAUAAAUAAGAUGCGUUAAUAUAUUACUAGUAAAAUUGAACGAAACAACAGCUUAAGCAUACCUAGUUUUAUGUAGAUAAGUAAUAAAAUAUUUUGAUAAA